Messenger RNA from Diceros bicornis minor, 578 nucleotides. Its product is annotated as polypeptide N-acetylgalactosaminyltransferase-like 6. The coding region runs from base 88 to 453 and encodes 121 amino acids. The record is from RefSeq and is a predicted model, not a curated record. NCBI's taxonomy places the organism in Eukaryota, Metazoa, Chordata, Mammalia, Perissodactyla, Rhinocerotidae. The transcript has 3 exons. Gene Ontology annotation, cellular component: Golgi apparatus.
GGCCUGGGAGAUGGGCAAUUCUAUGCAUGGACAGAUGGUUUGAGAAGAAAGGACUGGCAUGACUAUGAAAGCAUUCAGAAAGAGGCUAUGCGCUCAGGGAAAGGUGAACAUGGGAAACCUUACCCCCUCACUGAAGAGGACCAUGAUGACUCAGCUUACAGGGAAAAUGGUUUCAACAUUUUUGUCAGCAACAAUAUUGCUCUAGAGAGGUCCCUGCCAGAUAUUCGCCAUGCUAAUUGUAAGCACAAGAUGUAUCUGGAAAGGCUGCCAAACACCAGCAUCAUUAUCCCAUUUCAUAAUGAAGGUUGGACUUCACUCCUGCGUACCGUACACAGUAUAAUUAACCGAACCCCAGAGAGUCUGAUAGCAGAAAUCAUCCUAGUAGAUGACUUCAGUGAUAGAGGUAAGAUACAGUUAAUAAUAUUUUAUCUGAUUCUGUUAUUACCUACAUAAUCAUUACAGGCUUUAAAAAAAAAGACAGAGGAUUACUGUGAUGUUUCUUUCUGAUUCUAUCUGAAAGGUGAUUAAGAAGUUUUGUCUAUGUUAUGAUUUCAUAAAAUGUUGGCUAAAUGCAAAAG